GCAGAAGUGGACAUUAACAGCUUGAGCCACGUAGUUACUAGUGAACAUUUGGACUUCCCAUCUUAUGAUUCACCGUUUCCUUAAAUUGCAGAAAAUAGAAAGAUUCGCCAUUUCCUCCUUCCAUACUCCCAAUCUGCUAGCUCAAAAUAAUGAAGAAUCAGUGAUAUAAAAUUUGAAUCUCAUCAGAAUCUGGAACGAAGAAAAAAAAGAUGUAGAAUUCCUCCUGUAAAUGGCUAGCAACAGUAGCAAGUAUAUGGAUUCAGUGCAGUAGUGGUUCGUCAUAUGCUUUUGGUAUUUACUCACCAAUUCUAAAAAUUAGUCAAGAUUAUGAUCAAUCAACUCUUGAUUCCAUUGCCGUUUUCAAAGAUAUUGGUGCAAACGCUGGACUUUUAUCUGGUCUUCUUUACACUGCUGUUACACUUCGUCCACGCUCUCCUUCUUCAUCUUCUGCUACUUCAUGGGUUUCUAGAUUCGGUGGACCAUGGAUUGUACUUACUGCUGGUGCAAUUCAAUGUUUCAUUGGGUAUUUUUUUAUGUGGCUUGCUGUUACUGGAAUCAUAUCAAGACCCCCAGUUCCAUUGAUGUGUUUGUUUAUGUUUCUUGCUGCUCAUGCUCAGACUUUCUUCAAUACUGCUAAUGUUGUCACUGCUGUUCAGAAUUUCCCUGAUUAUAGUGGAACAAUUGUUGGUAUCAUGAAGGGUUUUCUUGGCUUGAGUGGAGCAAUACUAAUUCAAGUGUAUCAAGCAAUAUUUGUGGACAAUCCGAGCUCUUUCCUGCUGAUGCUUGCUCUGCUGCCAACCUUAGUUCCUCUCUCUCUCAUGUUUCUGGUAAGAACUCACCGUACAAAGGCAAGUAAUGAAAAGAAACACCUGAAUGGUUUUUCGCUCAUUGCUCUGAUCAUUGCUGCCUACCUUAUGGUCAUAAUUAUCUUGGAAAAUGUAUCAACUUUGGAAUUGCCUAUACGGAUUGUUUCGUUCUCUAUACUUCUAGUGGCACUUAUUUCUCCACUUAGCAUUGCAUUUAUAGCUCGUUCCAGAGACCCUCCAUAUUUACCUCUGGAAGCGUCCAGAUUACUGGAAGACCCGCAUCAGCUUAAAACUGAAAAUGUUUACAAGAGACUUGAACCUAGUACUGCUACUACGACGUAUCAUGAAUCUGCUACAGAAACAACCCCAUUAGCCAUUGAUAAGAGGACAACUCUUCGAGGAGACGACAUGAAUCUUUUGCAAGCAAUGCAAAAGGCAGAUUUCUGGUUGCUUUUCCUAGCCAUGGCAUGUGGAAUGGGCUCAGGACUAGCCACAGUAAAUAACAUCAGUCAAAUAGGAGGAUCUUUGGGUUAUACUAGUGUGGAAACUAGUACUUUGGUUUCUUUGUGGAGUAUAUGGAAUUUCCUAGGUCGGUUUGGAGCUGGGUACAUAUCUGAUUACUUUCUACACUGGAAAGGGUUGGCAAGGCCAAUUUUCAUGUCAAUCACUCUCGCAACGAUGAGUAUUGGGCAUGUAGUGAUUGCUUCUGGCCUACCCGGAGCACUUUACGCAGGAUCGAUAUUGGUGGGUGUUUGUUAUGGCUCUCAAUGGUCAUUAAUGCCUACCAUAACUUCCGAGAUAUUCGGUGUAGCUCACAUGGGUACCAUAUUCAACACCAUUGCUGUUGCGAGCCCAAUUGGAUCGUAUAUUUUGUCAGUAAGAGUAGUUGGGUAUAUUUACGACGCAGAAGCAGCAAUAGAUGAUGAUGGUACCGUGUGCAAGGGUGCUCAUUGUUUUAUGGUAUCCUUUUUUAUAAUGGCAGUUGUCAGCAUUCUAGGGUUUCUUAUUGCAUUGGCAUUGUUCUUCAGGACAAGAAGGUUCUAUAAGCAAGUUAUAUAUGGAAGACUGCAACAUUCUCUUCGACAAUAACAGGAAGCAGUUGAAAAGGAUGUAAAAAGUUUUGAACCAAAUGGAAGUUGGUUGAAAAAAAUAUUUCAUUUAUUUGUGCGUGCAUAAUACUGUGAACUACUUCAUUUUGUAUUAUGUAAUCUGAAGAAAAUUUUCUCCUCUUUUAAUGAAGAGAAGAUUUAAGUAA
Papaver somniferum (opium poppy) is the source of this 2061-nucleotide messenger RNA. Its product is annotated as protein NUCLEAR FUSION DEFECTIVE 4-like. Gene Ontology annotation, cellular component: membrane. The transcript is spliced from 2 exons. Gene Ontology annotation, molecular function: transmembrane transporter activity. Bases 534 to 1895 code for a protein of 453 amino acids. NCBI's taxonomy places the organism in Eukaryota, Viridiplantae, Streptophyta, Magnoliopsida, Ranunculales, Papaveraceae. Gene Ontology annotation, biological process: transmembrane transport. The record is from RefSeq and is a predicted model, not a curated record.